Messenger RNA from Lasiodiplodia theobromae, 873 nucleotides. Its product is annotated as Gluconate 5-dehydrogenase. Gene Ontology annotation, molecular function: oxidoreductase activity, acting on the CH-OH group of donors, NAD or NADP as acceptor. Lineage: Eukaryota; Fungi; Ascomycota; Dothideomycetes; Botryosphaeriales; Botryosphaeriaceae. The transcript is spliced from 3 exons. The record is from RefSeq and is a predicted model, not a curated record. Bases 1 to 873 code for a protein of 290 amino acids.
AUGCCCAACCGCCUCGCAGGCAAGACCGCCCUAAUCACCGGCGCCUCGUCGGGCCUUGGUCGCGCCAUCGCGCUGUCUUAUGCUCAAGAGGGAGCACGCGUGGCCUGCGUCGAUUUAUUUCCCACUCUGCGCGACGAGAAAGAUCCCGCUACCGGAAAGGCGAAGCUAGUCACCGAACGACUGGCGGCCUCUUCCGCUGCCGUGCCCACGCACGAGCUGCUGCGCCAAGCUCAUCCCGGCAGCGAUGCCAUUUUCGUCCAGGCCGACCUCACUGUCGCUGCCGACGUAGAGCACGCCGUCGCUCAGUGCGUCGAGGUCUUCGGUCGCCUUGACAUCAUGGUAAACAAUGCUGGCAUCAGCGUCGAAAGCAGCCACCCUCGCGUGUUGCGCUGUCACGAGACACCCGAGGCUGAUUACGAUAAGACCAUGGCCAUCAACACCAAGGGGGUGUUCCUGGGUUGCAAGUACGCGCUUGCGCAGAUGCUCGACCAGGAACCAUUGGAGGGGCAGAACGGGGACAAGGGCUGGAUUGUCAACACUGCGAGCAUUCAGGGGCUGUUGGCGUACCACGGCACGCCCGCUUAUUGCGCGUCGAAAGGCGCCGUCGUGCAACUGACCAAGCAGAUCGCGCUGGACUACGCGAAGGACAGGAUUCAUUGCAACUGCAUCUGCCCCGGCUUCCUCCGCACUGCAAUGACGGCGAACCACCAGAGCAGCCCCGCAGCGCAGGCUAAAGUCGACGAGGCACAUCCAUUUGGCGGCAUGGGCGAGCCAGAAGAUGCGGCGAGGGCGGCUGUCUUCCUGGCGAGCGAUGAUGUUCGUUGGAUUACCGGUCAGCCGAUCGUCGUUGAUGGUGGGUAUAGCAUUCAAUAG